AUGGAUCUUGCCAACACACUCAUCCGGAGUGUAGUGCGUGCGUUCUAUGAAACGCGCCACAUCCUAGUUGUCGAUGCACUAUUCCUCCACUCGGUCCUCCAUGCGGAGGACCUUGCUUUCCUCAUGGGAAUGCAGCAAAAGGAUUUGCGCAAACUGUGUGCCCGAUUACGGGAAGACCGCUUGAUUGGCGUGAGCACCCGCGCCGAGAUUCGUGAUGGUUCUACUCGCCCCGUCAAUCGCGAAUACUACUAUAUCCCUCUCCACCCCGUGAUUGACGCCAUCAAGUACAAGGUCUCGAAAUUGACGUCAACGAUCAAAGCACAAUAUACACCAAGCGAAGAACGCAAGGAAUAUAUCUGCCCACGAUGCAAUACUGAAUGGACAGAACUGGAUGUGUUGAGUCUCGUGUCCGAGGAAGGGUUUGAAUGCCAAAACUGUGGUGCCAUCUUGGAACGUACCGAGGAUGUGAAGGGUGAGGAGGGCAUUGAGCGAACAGGGCAUGAAAAGAAUAGCAAACUUAUGGCUCAACUUGACAAGAUGCUUAAAUUACUCAAGCAGAUUGACUCGGUGGAGAUCCCGCCGAAUGACUUCGACACGGCAUGGGAUCAUAAGGUCGAAGUACCCCGAAACCACCAGACACAUCCCAUCCGCGCGGCCAUUCCAGUUCCGCCAAAGGCUCAGGAUGUUAUUCGCGGAACCGUGAAGACGGAUGCCGCGGCCCUCGAGAUCUCGCUGACAUCCAGCGAAGAGAAGAGUGCUGCCGAGCAGGCCGAAGAAGUCGCUCGUAAAGCAGCUGUGGAGAAGCAAAAUGCUCUCCCUGUCUGGCACACACACUCUACUGUCAACGCCGCCGCCGUGGGCACUUCACAGGUUAAAAAUGAGGCUGGUCUCCCUAUCAAGUCGGAGCUUGGGGAUGAGGACCAAAAGCCCAGCCUGGACGCACUGGAUGACAAAGUCGCAGCGUAUUACGCGGAAAUGGAACGAGAGAAGGCCCUUCAAGCACAAGAAGAUGCCAGCAGUGCCGAGGAUGAUUCGGACGAUGAGGACGAUGAAUUCGAGGAUGUUGGUGGGAUAUCUGGCCCCAGUGGUCCUGGUACCCCGCUCACAGCUUCCGGGCCUACAAGCUUCCCUUCCUCGGGACUGGUUGGGAUCAAGCGAGAGCAUGAUACUGCAUCUAGUGCUGCUCCCUCUUCAGUUGGUACUCCGUCGACUCCAGUCGAUGACGGUCCUGCUAUGAAGAAGAUCAAGGUUGAACCUGGCAUUAGUGUCCAGUCGGCCAUCAAACCAGAUCCUGAUGCGGCGGCUGAGCCCGGUGUGAAAAAUGAAGAAGAAUCCGAUGAGGAUGAUGAGGAGUUUGAGGAUGUAUGA
This is a messenger RNA of Penicillium macrosclerotiorum, 1368 nucleotides long. RefSeq names its product putative transcription factor TFIIE complex alpha subunit. The coding region runs from base 1 to 1368 and encodes 455 amino acids. NCBI's taxonomy places the organism in Eukaryota, Fungi, Ascomycota, Eurotiomycetes, Eurotiales, Aspergillaceae. Gene Ontology annotation, biological process: transcription open complex formation at RNA polymerase II promoter; transcription initiation at RNA polymerase II promoter. Gene Ontology annotation, cellular component: transcription factor TFIIE complex. The record is from RefSeq and is a predicted model, not a curated record. The transcript has 3 exons.